Molecule: messenger RNA, 5608 nt
Organism: Dama dama (fallow deer)
Lineage: Eukaryota; Metazoa; Chordata; Mammalia; Artiodactyla; Cervidae
Gene: RRM2B
Product: ribonucleotide reductase regulatory TP53 inducible subunit M2B
Exons: 9
Coding region: 202-1110 (302 amino acids)
Biological process (GO): deoxyribonucleotide biosynthetic process
Cellular component (GO): cytosol
Molecular function (GO): ribonucleoside-diphosphate reductase activity, thioredoxin disulfide as acceptor
Source: RefSeq, a predicted model, not a curated record
CAGGUCCUCAAUGGGCAGGCGAGAAAGUGGGGGUCGGCCGGCGCCGUAGAGCGGGGCGGGGCCGGCCGGAGUAGGAGCGGUCCCUGCACCAGGGGGCGGGGCCUACUCAGAGCACCCGCCGGCCACCUGGUUCUGUCCCAGUUGCAGUGGCCCGAGGCUCUCGGUUUCCCCUGCUCCGGUAGCUCUGGCGGAGUCUGCGCGAUGGGAGACCCGGAAAGGCCGGAAGCGGCCAGGCCCCAGCCAGAGGAGAGGUUAUCUUCAGAUACCAAUGAAAAUGAAGCAAAGUCAGAUGAAGAGCCGCUCCUAAGAAAGAGUUCUCGUCGAUUUGUCAUCUUUCCAAUCCAGUACCCUGACAUUUGGAAAAUGUAUAAACAGGCACAGGCAUCCUUCUGGACCGCAGAAGAGGUUGAUUUAUCAAAGGAUCUUCCUCACUGGAACAAGCUUAAAUCAGAAGAGAAGUAUUUUAUUUCUCACAUCUUAGCCUUUUUUGCAGCCAGUGAUGGAAUUGUGAAUGAAAAUUUGGUGGAGCGCUUUAGUCAGGAAGUACAGGUUCCGGAGGCUCGCUGUUUCUAUGGCUUUCAAAUUCUCAUCGAGAAUGUUCACUCAGAGAUGUACAGUUUGCUAAUAGACACUUACAUCAGAGAUCCCAAGAAAAGAGAAUUUUUAUUUAAUGCAAUUGAAACAAUGCCAUAUGUUAAGAAAAAAGCAGAUUGGGCCUUGAGAUGGAUAGCAGAUAGAAAAUCUACUUUUGGGGAAAGGGUGGUGGCCUUUGCUGCUGUAGAAGGAAUUUUCUUCUCGGGAUCUUUUGCUGCUAUAUUCUGGCUAAAGAAAAGAGGACUCAUGCCCGGACUCACUUUUUCCAAUGAGCUCAUCAGCAGAGAUGAAGGGCUUCACUGCGACUUUGCUUGCCUGAUGUUUCAAUACUUAGUAAAUAAGCCUUCAGAAGAAAGGGUUAGGGAGAUCAUUGUUAAUGCCGUUGAAAUUGAGCAGGAGUUUUUAACAGAAGCCUUGCCAGUUGGCCUCAUUGGAAUGAAUUGUGUUCUGAUGAAACAGUAUAUUGAGUUUGUAGCUGACAGAUUGCUUACAGAACUUGGAUUCUCAAAGAGAUAAUGUACCUGAAUUUUCAUGUGUGUUUUUCACGUGAGAUGGAGGCUGCAGCCAGACUACCUGGGUUUGAAUCCUGAUUCCACCACUUUCUAGCAGUGUGACCUUAGGCAAAUUGCUUAACCACUGUCUCAGUUUCCUCAUCUGUAAAAUGAAGAUAAUAGUAAUAAUCCUUACCACAGAUUAUUGGAGAAGGAAAGGGCAACCCACUCCAGUAUUCUUGCCUGGAGAAUGCCAUGGACAGAGGAGCCCGGUGGGCUACAGUCCAUGGGGUCUCAAAGAGUCGGACACGACUGAGGACACACGCAGCACACAUUAUUGCUGAUGAGCUGGUACACCUAAUGCACUUAAAAUAGCGUCAGACAUACAGUAAGUGAACACCACAUGGUCACGUUGUAGUCACUGUAACAUUCAUCACAAUUUACUGUGUAUUAAUAUUAUACUGUUAAUUAGAAAUGUUCGGUUCUGAUUUCUCAUGGAAAUGGAAGUUUAAAUUAUUGAGAAGCCUUAUAAAAUCCAUGAUGCUUGUGGGUAAUCAUUAACUCUCUUGAUAAAGCACUUAUUUUCUGGUAACUAUACAAAUAUUGUGAUGAGAAUCAGAUGGGACAAAGGUUUUUGGUAACUAUAAAUUGUAAAAUAUCACUAUUUAUAUUGUUUUAGUUGCAAGAUCCUCUCUUUGCUGAUCAUUAAUGAGAUAAAUAAAGAUUUUAAUUACAUUAAUAUGACCUCUGAAAUUUAUAAAUUGUGUAUUAAAAGAAAUUGUUUUUGUUUCUAAGUUACAUGUUUAUCAUAAUAAAAUAAAUUUGCUUACUUAAACCUUAAAAUAAACUCACUAUGUUUUAACGCAUCACCAUAUCUUUACACCCACACAUCCACCUUCUACUUAUUGGAAAAUUACAGACCUGUGGGUCUAGUUUUCCUUGGAAAAUUUGCUAAUUGUAAGUAUAUGAAACAUGCCUCCUACGGAGAAAAGUUGGACACAGCACAAAAUCUCAGAUCUCCACAGGCCUUCAAACUAUCUCAGUAAAUUCUAAAAAGCGGAAAUUAUACUGACUCUUAGAUUUUAAUGCAAUAAAAUUAGGAAGUAAUAAUAAAAGAUUACCAGAAAGUUCCAUCUACUUAGAAGUCAAAACUAUGUCCUUUAAAAUGAGAUUAAAAAUGAAAAUAUAAACUAAAUGACAAUAAGAUUACUGUAUAUCACAAUUUGUAGAAUGCAACCAAACAGAUCCUCAGAGGAAAAUUUGUAUCAUUGAAGGCAUAUAUUAAGAAAGCAAAACAAUUUAAAAUACAUGAGCUAAAAAACUUUGAACUCAAGGAGCUAGAAAAGGAAUUAUUCUUAUAAUGAUAGUUUUUGGGCUUCCCUGGUGGCUCAGACAGUAAAGAAUAUGCCUGUAAUGUGAGAGACCUGGGGUCAAUCUCUGGGUUGGGAAGAUCCCCUGGAGAAGGGAAUGGCAACGCACUCCAGUAUUCUUGCUUGAGAAUUCCAUGGACAGAGGAGCCUGCUGGGCUACCAUCCAUGGGGUCUUAAAGAGCUGGCUACAACUGAGGGACCAACACAUUUCGGUAAAAUAAGAGAUUAUUUAAAUCAGCAAGUGGUUGUCACUUAUACAAAAUUCCAAAUAGAAGCCACAUUAAUGUUGUUUUCAACUUAGUUUUGGAUUAGUCAGUAAAUAUUCAAGUACUUCUGUGUGUCAAAAUGAAGCUACUUGAUUUAGGUUGGUCUUAGUCACUCUGUUCAUGCCAUGAAUGAUUUGGAAGAUACUCAGUUUUAAAAUCUAGUGAAUCUAUGCCUACUGUCCAGUGCGCUUUCCACUGUAUUCUGCCAUGAGUGAACACUCAGAAUUUUUACUGCCUUUUAACACUAUUUCUGACAGUUUCACAGAGUUCCACUACAUCAACCUUGCCCAGCAUGUCUUUUUUUUUUGGAAAAAAAAAUACACAUAGCUUUAUUAAGAUGUAAAUUACAGAAUAUGCAAUAUGCCUAUUAAUAAAUGUACAAUUCAGUGGGUUUUAGUAUAUUUUCAGAGUUGUGCAACUAUUACAAUCUAUUUGAGAGCAUUUUUAUCACUCCACAAAAAGAUUCUAUUCCCAGUUAGCAGUCAGUCACUUACCUUUGUUUCUUCCACCCCGCAUAUCCCUGCUGUUUCUGCUUAGUUGCAGCGUCAGUAGUGUCAGACUCUGUGUGACCCUGUGGACUGCAGCCUGCCCGGCUCCUCUGUCCAUGGGAUUCUCCAGGCAAGGGUACUAGAGGGGGUUGUUAUGCCCUCCUCCAGGGGAUCUUCCCAACCCAGGGAUCGAACCCUGGUCUCCUGCCCUGCAGACAGACUCUUUACCCUUGAGCCACCAGAGAAGCCCCCACCAUAGCCUAGGCAUUACUAAUCUAGUUUUUGUCUCUUUAGAUCUGCCUGUUCUAUAAUUCCCACUUCAUAUAAAUAGAAUCAUACAAUAUAUAGUACAUACCGUAUACUGGUAUAUGGUAUAUACAAAGUCAAUAUAAUGUUUUAAAGUUUCAUUCAUGUAGGCAUGUAUCAGUAUUUUUUUCCUUAUUUUGGCCAAAUAAUAUUGCAUUGUAUGAUUAUAACUAAUUUUGUUUAUCCAUUUAUUGGUUGAUGGUGGCAUUUGGGUGGCAUUUUUUGGCUAUUAUGAAUAACACUGCUAUUAACAUUCUUGUAUAAGUUUUUGUGGGAAAAUAUGUUUUCAUUUAUCUUGAUAUAUAACUAGAAGUGAAACUGUUGAGUCAUAUAGUGACUUUAUCUUUAAUCAUUAGAGGAACUAUCAGACUGCAUUAUUUUAUAUUAAUACCAGCAGUAUAUGAGGGUUCCAAUUUCUCCACAUCCUCACUAACACUUAUUAUCUUUUUUUCCCUUCCAGUUUUGUUGAAAUAUAAUUGACAUAUAGUGUUGUUUAAGUUCAAGGUAUAUAGCAUAAUGAUAUUACUUCCAUACAUCAUGAAGUGAUGACCACAAUAAGUUGUCUUUUACACACCUACAGCCAUCCUGUGUGCUUAGUCGCUAAGUCAUGUCCAACUCUUUGCGACCCAUGGACCAUAACCUGCCAGGCUCCUCUGUCCAUGAGAUUUCCCAGGCAAGAUUACUGGAGUGGGUUGCCAUUUCCUUCUCCAGGGGAUCUUCCCAGCCCAGGGAUUGAACCCAGGUCUCCUGCAUUGCAGGCAGAUUCUUUACCAUAUGAGCCUUCAGAGAAGCCUUAACAGCCAUCCUAGUGUGAUGUGGUGUGAAAUGAUAUCUUAUUGUGGUCUUGAUUUGCAUCUCCCUAAUGGAUAAUGAUUUUGAGCAUCUUUUCAUAUACUUAUUGACCUUUUGUAGAUGUUCUUUAGAGCAUUUAUCCAUUCAGAUCCUUUGCCCAUUUUAAUUGGGUUAUUUGAAUAUGUUCUUUUCCGUGGUAUUCAUAAUUACUGCCUGAAUAGUCCAAAUUUAAAGAAUUCUCUUUUAUUGUUCCUCAUGAAUCAUCAAUAUAUCUCAGUUUCCAUCAAGCUGUAUCUCCAACCCUGCUUCUUGAAUUCAGAAGCGGUGAAAAAGCUUCUUGUCAAUAUGUGUUCCAUUUUUUGUUUGGGGUUACAGUAGAUAGCAUUUAGUCUGUCUUCCCUGGUCAUGGUUCCUUAACAGCAAUUUGAAGAUUACAUGUCUCCUGUGAACUGAGAAACAUAUUUAGGUCCACAGUACAUUGUUGGUGACAUAGUAUUUUGUAGUAUCAUGUAGAUGUGCCAGCCCAGUGGUUGUUGCUUGGUCACUAAGUCGUGUCCAACUCUUUGGACCCCACGAACUGCCACAUGCCAGGCUUCCACGUCCUUCAUUAUCUCUUGAAGUUUGCUUAAACUCAUGUCCAUUGAUACAUUUAUGCCUUCCAACCACCUCAUUCUCUGUCGCCCCCUUCUCCUUCCACCCUCACUCUUUUCCAGCUUCAGGGUCUUUUCUAAUGAGUUGGCUCUUCGCAUAAUAGUAAUACCUGUGAAAAAUGCCUAUAAUAUCUUUGGUGUUUUAGAGUUCUCAAGCUGUGAAAACAUUUUAGUUUGGUAUUAAAUCUUCUAUUUCCUGCAAUAAUCUUUUUUUUUCUUUCAAUUUCUGAGAAUACCAGAGUUGCUAGUUUAGUUUCUUUAAGAGGCUAGUAGGCGAUCUUAGAUGUCAUCUUAAAUGUAUCAGUCAUCUUAAAAUGUAUCAGUCUUAAAUACUCCGGCCUGGUGCACUGGGAAGACCCAGAGGGAUCAGUAGAGAGGGAGGUGGGAGGGGGGAUCGGGAUGGGGAAUACAUGUAAAUCCAUGGCUGAUUCAUGUCAAUGUAUGACAAAAACCACUACAAUACUGUAAAGUAAUUAGCCUCCAACUAAUAAAAAUAAAAAAAAUAAAAAUAAAAAAAAUGUAUCAGUCUUGACUGCCUCCAGGACCCUAGGGAAUAUGUGAUCGCCAGAUGAUGAUACAUGGUGUUGGGAGACCCAAGUUAUCUGUUGCUCUUCUUAUGUGAUGCAAUUUGCUUCUUCAGAAUGUCUAACA